GUGGGAAGCGAGGCGUGAAGUACUUAAUGAGGAGAAGUUAGGUAUUACGGCGUACGAGGAGGGAGUGUUUCUGCUGUUUUAAAUCGUAUUGCACGAACAAUUAAUUAAAAUAUUAAAGUUAGUGCAAGAGGAAGCGCGAUUGAGAAGCGUUGGAAGCUAGUGGUUUCUAUGGAAACGAUACACUGAAGUUGGAGACGCAGAGUUGUUUCUGAUCCACUCACUAUUUCGCUAUGUGUUGUAAGGUACUUUUAUUUUAAAUUUUUUUUUUCCCCGUUGUUGAAGAUACAAUAGCUACACGAAUUGUUACAAACCCGGGCGCGCAGAGUUUUUUUUUUUUUUUUUUUUUUUAGCGCGUUGAUUUUUUUCGUAAAAUAUCCCCUGCUUGCCUUGACGAGCAGUGAGUGCGAACAGUCAGUGAGGAGAUGAUGAUGAUGUGUUCGCCUGAGGCCUUGCGUGGUUUACGAGGAAAGAACAGAGAGCUGUUGACGCAGCUGAAGGAUCACGGGAAAAUACUGCGGAGUUUGAGCGGGACAUGGUCCCAUAAUGCAUCCACGAAUAGGGUAAUAAAUGAGUCAGUACGAACCCUAAGCAAAUCACAGGUGGUGGACACUGAAACCAAUGAAUUAGACCCUAUUACAGCUGCAGUCCCAAACAACAGUGAGAGACACGCAAGAGAGGACUGGAAGAUGUCACAGGGCGUUUCUCCCGCUGAGCAGGUCCUGACACUUGUCCAAGGGCAUCAGGGACAGGGGCUGGCUCGAGCCGCACUGAGUAGGUCUCAAACCCAUGACCCGCACGAGACGUCCGCAUUUCGACCGCUGACGCUCAGUAUCAGGGGAGAUCAGGGUAAACGAUGGCUUAUGGAUAAGUCGCAGGACGCCGUGGAAUGCUGCCUCCCUAAGCCCUCCGUUCCAGACCGUGACAUUGGGCAGCACAGCUUUCCAGGACAUGGUGAUCUCUUGAUGGACGAAGGCAGCAGUCGCUCAUCACAGGCCAGAAAAUCAGAAGUGAGGUCUAAUCCUAGCCCACAGACACAUCAGAGUGAGAAGGGUGAUGGACAUAUGGGGACUUUAGAAUGUCGUGCCCUAGAGCCAUUACUGGGCUAUGACUGGAUAGCAGGCCUGUUGGAUGUAGAAAACUCAGCAACGGAGUACUCUGAGCAGUUCUUCCUGGAUUUACAGAACUUUCGACGUAUUAACAGACAAGAAUGUGUCAACAGCAGGCACACAGGAGCAAAAGAAAAUGAAGAUUCAUCUUUAUCACGAUCAAGAGAAAGGAACCCACAACACGCAAUGGAGACACACAAGUGUAUUUUCUGUUACAGAAUCAAUAGCCGUCUCUUUCCCACACCCCUGGAUUUCAAAGCAGCCUGUCCAGUGUGCAGGAUGCCCAAAACUCAGCACCCUCACACUACAGCAGAACCAGCCUUCACCCGGAUCAGCAUUCCACGCUCCGCUGUAGUACCAGCAUACCAGUACAGAGCCCAUCGCCGGAGCAGCUUUGACCCCUCCACCAGCCUGGGGCUGCCAUCUCACUGUUUAGCAGGUCGGUGUAACACAGCUCCUGCCAACAAAGAUCAACUCAGCAGCUUGGAUUUGCACAGCUCUCUUGACAAAGUGCCAUCUGACCGCUGUGGAGCUUAAGGAACGCAUGGACGUCUCUGCAGACUUACAGGAGACUCGCAGACUUACAGGAAGCCAACCGUCAGAUGAGCUGUUUCAUGUUUCACGUCUGGCCAGGUGUCAUUUCCAGCACCUUGUUCCAAAGAGAAAUAAAUCCCAUGACACCAGCUGCCCUACUGCCCAAGACUGGUUGAGCUUGUGCAGAAACGGUAGCAAGGAGAAUAACAGUGAAAGUUUGAAUGAAUUCAUUGACCUUUCACCUGACCUAGUGCUAUUUUUAAUAAUGGAACAGCUUUGUUUUGGGUACUAGUAAGGCUGCUCUAAUUUGCUGUAUCAUUCUGACAGGUUCAAAACAUUCUUAAGCCCAUUCUUAGUAAAUGUUGAUUUUGAUUCAGCUACUUCAUCCUGUGUCGCUGGUAGAUAUGCCAAGACUGAGACAGACGUAAGCACGUAUCGCACGCAUCAUGUUUCGGAGAACUGUCAUUGCUGUACCUGUAAGCUCCACUAAAACAGUAACUACAGGUGCUCGUCUAGAGCUAUUCGUUCUUAAAGGUUGAGGUCAUAGUUUGUAACAGCUUAUAUAAUUUAGACCUACCAUGUACAUCUCUCAAACUGUUAUGAAUAGUUAAUACACGUGGGUUGAAUGCUGAUACAUGAAUGUUACUGCAGCACAUUAGCUGUAAACACUGAAGGUAUUGCUGUACCUUGGCUCUUUAACCUGUUUUUUUAAUGUAUUGCUGUUUUUGUAGGAAUUUGUAUAGCAAAUUAACAUGGAUACUUGUUCAUUUAGUAUCCAGUAGACUUUAGAAGAUGUGUUUCAGGAUGAAAUGGGUGCUGUAAUACAAUUUACACCACGAAGAGAUCAUGCUAUCGUUUUUAAAGCAGAAUUUCUCUUCUUCGAGGGCUAAGUAAGCCCUUUCCGAACAGUGCGGAAGCUGGUCGAAGACUUGGAACAUGUCAUCAAACUAGCUUCUCUUCUGUUAAGCAUUUUCUGUCUAGUUCUCAUCGCACCUCUAAACCCACAAGCAGAUAAUGCUUGCAUAUCUUCACAUACCAUACAAAGUUUCAUUCUCGCUUGUUUCUGUUGAUGACACACAGGGCUUUUCGACCCACACCAUCAUCUGCCUUUGGCUUCAUUCGCAAUUACUGGUUGUGUCCUGCUUUUCCGAAUGGCAUCUAGUCUUGGGUUUUUGAGUGAUCACUGUACUGUGUUCAUUAAAAUACUGGGUUCUCCUUUUGACCUAUGAGAACUUUUUCUUUUAAACAUAUUUAAUCUACUCAGCCCUAUCCACCAUUUACCCUUUAUAGCUGUCAGCACUGCAUAUUGAUGUUAUGUACAAUUUCCUCUGGAUUAAUACUACUCAUGUUAAUCAUUAAUGACUUGAAGUAGAGCAUGAAGGUGGUUUUAAAUGUUCCCUCUUAUUUAUUAACGUUGUUGACCUUUUUCUGCCUUAAUCUCUCAAGUGAAAUAGAAAUUGCACAGAAAGCACUGUGCCAGGGAAUGAUUGCACAAGCCCACUCACCCUGUAGAAUGCCUUACUGCCCAUAUCACUUGCCUAAAAAAGUCCCAACGCUUUAUAAGAAAGGUGCUCUCAGUGACUAUGAGUGCGAGGAUAGAGGAGAACAAGUCCAUAUUAACUUUUGCUCUUGGCCGAAGAGCAGUGUGAACAGUAAAAAGUCCCAGAAGGAUGUAGGUGUGUGAAAAAAAUCAUUGGGGAAUUCACUUUUAUCAUACUUGCACAUCAUAGAUUAAACCAGCACUUUUUUCCCCUCCCUUUGCAUCAGUACUGAUAUGUAUCAAGUCCUGGUUACUUUCAGGGUUAUUUCAAUAAGUUCUGCAAGCGUUUCUUUACACCCUAGAUUUUUCAGGUGCUAAUCCAUUAGAUCUUCUUUCCCUGUGUUCUAUUUCAAUGCACACCAUGUAUAACUUUUUAAAACUGGAUUGUACCAUAGAAGUAGCUUGUAGGUGGGGAAUACAUUCCUGCUAUUUUUUUAAUCAAGACAUGAUUAUCCUGUUA
This is a messenger RNA of Scleropages formosus (Asian bonytongue), 3640 nucleotides long. RefSeq names its product migration and invasion inhibitory protein (gene miip). The coding region runs from base 423 to 1643 and encodes 406 amino acids. Gene Ontology annotation, biological process: negative regulation of G2/M transition of mitotic cell cycle; negative regulation of cell migration. The record is from RefSeq and is a predicted model, not a curated record. The transcript is spliced from 9 exons. NCBI's taxonomy places the organism in Eukaryota, Metazoa, Chordata, Actinopteri, Osteoglossiformes, Osteoglossidae.